Messenger RNA from Amphibalanus amphitrite, 4232 nucleotides. RefSeq names its product pro-interleukin-16-like. Lineage: Eukaryota; Metazoa; Arthropoda; Thecostraca; Balanomorpha; Balanidae. Bases 352 to 3285 code for a protein of 977 amino acids. The record is from RefSeq and is a predicted model, not a curated record. Gene Ontology annotation, molecular function: protein binding. The transcript has 6 exons.
CGGAGAUCAUCUUGAAAUUCAAGAAAUUCAAUGCGAGCUCCGCAGCCCGCCGCGACUGCUGCGCCGCCCCGCGGCAGUUUGUGGUACUCCCACGCGCUGGGACUGGGAGCGACGGCGGCGACGGCGGCGGCGGGGCAGGAUCAGUUUGGGUUGUGCCGGCCGACGUGACGGCCGCCGCGGAGUGACGUGCCGUAAGGUGACGCCCGUGACGUGCCGUGAGGUGACGCCCGUGGCGACCCGCACAUCGUCACGGAUCGGUCCCGGAUCCAUGGCCGCGCGCUGUGACCCGCCGGCGUAUCAGUGACGUCACGCGAUAUAUCGACGGCGGUCCUUCACUCCGGCACGGUGGCGAUGCGUCUGUUCCGCCGGCGGGGGUCCGACUCGGCCCCCCAGCUGGUCAGCCUGGCGCCCCUGCAGCGGGACGAGGGCGGCGACCCGGAGGAUCCGGCCGCGCCGCCCCUCCUCCGACCCUCGGCCGACUUCCUGUCCGCUGACGAACAGCUGCGGAAAGAGUCGUCGACGUGGGGCCGCCGGGUGGGCCGCCGUCUGUCUCGUCUGACCCGGUCGGGCAGCAGCGAACAGAUCAGCGGCUCCAGCAGCUCGGGACGACGGCGGUGGCGCGUCUCCGACUCGUCCAACCGCGACCCCGACACCCAUAGUCUGCGCUCGGAGCGCCGGGUCCGGCUGGAUCGCGUCGAGAGCAUCCGCAACCUGUUCCGUCUGCCGGUGAUCCCCCGGCGCGCCGCCGCUCACGGGGGUCACGCAGGUCAGGGGUUCAGGGAGAGACGCGGCUCGGACGCCGGUCUGCCUCCGGAGCCAGCAGAGACGCCCCGACAGUCGAGGCCGGUCAAACGCAGCGUCAGUCUCUACAAGAGCGCCUCCACCAGUCAGCUGAAUGUCACCCCGCCCACCAUCAAGGACCUGAAGAAGCAGUCGUCUAGAACGCAGAACGCCGCCUGGAACCAGCCUGCCUACCUGCCAACAAAGACCAUGAGUUGUGAGAACAUGGUGGAUGUUGGCGAAAAGCGGGUACCGGGCUCCGAGAGAACUUCCAGACGAGGAGCAGGGGAGUCGGCGGGAGAAGGAGGCGGCUCAGCUGCGCGGAAAGGGAGGAUGACUAUCGGUGACAUCAGGUCCCGCAGUCACGAGGGUGUCCUGGGUGGCUCCCGAGGGCGACGGCUACCUCAGGCGCACGAGAUCAACAAAACAACGCCAGCCGGAAGCCGAACACAGAGUCCAGAAAAGGCGCCUGCUGUCCCGCCUUCACCCUCUCCAAGCAGCUCUCGGAUCGAGAAAUCCGCGAAGCUACCAGACAAUUCUAAUGUGAUAAAGACGGGCCCGCGGAAGCUGCCCCUGAACCAUGCUUGCUCUAACGAGAGUGGAUAUGACAGCGAUGGUACGAGACGUGGCGAGGAGUCACCUUCCGGUAGCACCCGGGGGAUCAACGCCAGGCGCUCCUCAGGAGAAGAGAGUCCCAGUGGCUCCACCAAGAGCUUUGGUGAUGUCAGCUCAAGUUCACUCGAAGCGACGCGAUUGGGCACUUCAUCUUCGGAUGAUGAGUUCAACAAGCCACAGGGAGCCCGACCUAAAACAUACAACAGCUCGCGAAGUCAGGAAGACGAGUCACCUUUCGCUACCCAGGAUAAUGAUACGAUUCUGCGGCAGCCGAAAGACAGGAAGGUGAUGGAUGUGAAUGGUAUCCAGAUCAGCACCGAGAAGAUUGUUGCUCAACGCAGAUAUAUGCAGUACAAGAAACGUCCAACGAAGCCUCCAAGGAAGUCACUCGCGAAAGAAGAGAACAACGAACUCUCAUCUCCGACAUCACGGCACUUUGACCAUGGCUCUUAUGAAGAGAUCUUGUCAGAACCGGAGCUCAUUCACUCUGCCAGACAUCCAGAGGUACCCCGUCGGAAGCGGAGUGUCGAGAACCCGCGCGAGCUGUACCACUUCCCUGGGCUGCGUCCCGAGCGACGGGACCUACCGGACUCCGGGAGACCGCCCCGCUACGCGCAGCCCCGCUCCCGCUCUGAGGGACACCCUCGCCAGGAGAGCUAUCCACAGGAGCGGGUGAACAGCUACCAUCAUCCGAGACUGGAGAACUAUCCGCCCCAGCGUCUGGAUGGGUUUCCAGUGCCUUUCGGGCAUCCGUCGGACCCAGGGGUGCCGAACCGGGGCCGGAUCCGGAUGGGGACCCGCGAGGCAGCCCGCGAGCCGGGCCGGCCGCCAGCCCGACCCCGGUCUACGGGUCACCUGGUGGCGGCCGGCGGCGGUCCGACAAGCCCGGCAGCGCUGCCCUCACUGCCGGCUGACUUCACCAACAAACAGUUCAAGAUGCUGCGCGUCAAAAAGGCCGACGGAGACUCACUCGGGAUCUUCAUCGCCACGAACAGCAGUCACGGUUACCUCAUCGCCGAGAUGGAGCCCAACGGCGCCAUAGCCAGGGACGGCCGUUUCAAGGUGGGCGACGAACUGGUGAACGUGAACGGACGUCGGCUGCGCGGCUGUGCUCUCGAGUCGGUGCUGGACGUGCUACAGGACCCGUCGCCCGAGCUGGACAUUGUCAUAGCGCGCGACUUCCACCCGGACCGGCUGCAGCCGGCCGCGCCGCCGGCCGGUCAGCACGUGGUGGUCAUCUCUGUACCGGACACGAGCGGCGGCGGCGGCGGCGGCGGCGGCGGCGCGUCCGGCUCUCGGGACGAGCUGCUCGACGAGCCGGACGACUCGCUCGAGUACCCGGCCACGGGCUCGGAGCCGUACGACGCCUCCGAGGGGGACGAGUACCGGCGGCCCGAGUCGGUGCUGUCGGCCGUCUCGGGCUACUCGGUGUCCAGCGCGCAGUCGGUGUCGUCGGUGCGCGAGCUGCUGCGCCGGCGGCACGAGCAGAGGGCCGGCGCCCGAUCUGCCAGCUCAAAGACCGGCCGGCGGCCCAAGUCGCUCACCACUGCCCUCCUUACCGUCAAGUUUGAAAAGGGAGCCGGCAAGAAGAGUCUUGGGUUCAGUAUUGUUGGAGGCAGGGACUCGCCCAAGGGCAACAUGGGAAUCUUUGUGAAGACGGUGUUUCCCAAUGGACAGGCAGCAGAGGACAACCGGCUCAAAGAAGGUGACGAGAUUGUGGCAGUGAACGGUGAGAGCAUGCAGGGCUUGUCGCACGGCGAGGCCGUGGUGGUGUUCAAGUCGGUCCGAUCCGGACAGGUGAUCCUCCAUGUGGCCCGCCGUGAGCAACCGGCCAAACGGAGGUCGGCCAAGUCCAUGUCGUGUGACGACCUUGACCGGGUCGAGGAGUGAUUCGACUGAGAAAUGAAGCGGCACCUCGAGUGUCGCGGUGACGCUCGGCGGCGGCUCACGAGGUACCGAGAAAUGAAUGGACUGAGAAAUGAACCGUCACAGGGACUGAGACGAUGCUGCGACCGCGGGUCGGGCCGGUACAUCCAUAGGUGCGGAAGAGACAUGAAGUGCUAGGUAUAACAAAUGUGCUAGGUAAGAUGAUUAAUACACUCUUUUGUCUUGAAUUUAAUCUUCAUGAUUGAAACUCAUGCUUUCAAUACAAUUCUCUCACAUCGCCCACUAGCAUCGCAAUGAAACAAUUCAUUUCGUUCUUUAACGAGAUAUGCGCUCGAUCUGUUAUUUUGCUUCCGAUCUCUUUUCUCGCCUGAGUAGCUUCUCCCAUGACCAGUAGCAUGAUAGUCCGCGUAUAUUGUUUGAUUGAACCAUUUUGUGUGGUGCAAUAAUGCUACGUGACAGGUUUCAAGUGAACUGAAAAUGAUUGCUAGCUGGUAAAGGCUGACACUGUGAAAGUGUGGACACUGAUGUGUGUACUGAAUUUGCGGAACAGAAUGUGUUUGGAUUGUUAUUCUGCGAUUGUUAUGUUGGUCAACAACGCGUCUUUCUUCGUGUAUUGUACUUUGUGGUCAUGCUCAUACUUUUUCAUUUUAAUAUGACUUAGUUUCCUUCAUGGUAGCCUGGAAGUUCAAUAAUAUGUGUAAAAUUGUACAGAUGAUCGUAUGAACCAUACUCGAAUUAACAAGGAAACAGUAUAUCAUUUGUGUAAACGUUUACUUUGAGCGUGUGUUGUAAUUGGCAGUGGUGUUGUACAUACUUAGAAAGUGAAUAUGAUGCAGCAAUGUUCAGGUAUAAUGCGUUCUGUUUCUUUCCUGCCUUGGCCCGUCCUUUAUUUGUCUAUCACUGGAUGUCCAUCGGUUGUGUGCUGAGACAAAUACAGAGGCUAGACGAUA